Messenger RNA from Thalassophryne amazonica, 6517 nucleotides. It is a transcript of the gene klc1a, whose product is annotated as kinesin light chain 1a. Gene Ontology annotation, cellular component: kinesin complex; cytoplasm; membrane-bounded organelle. Gene Ontology annotation, biological process: axo-dendritic transport. The record is from RefSeq and is a predicted model, not a curated record. Bases 429 to 2369 code for a protein of 646 amino acids. The transcript is spliced from 16 exons. Gene Ontology annotation, molecular function: kinesin binding. Lineage: Eukaryota; Metazoa; Chordata; Actinopteri; Batrachoidiformes; Batrachoididae.
CGCCGGGUAACGCCAUUUUCACGUACCGAGUCCGCCGUCACUGACCGGGUGGGCUGUCAUCUCGGCUUACCGCUUAACUUUUUGUAGCCCCAUAAAGACACUAUUCAGUUCGCUUUAUCGACGCGUUCCUGAUAUGGAACUUCAGGACAACCAGUUUUGUUUUUUUGGCAUGGCUUGCUUUUAACAGGUAACUUGCUAGCUAGCUGUGUAGCUAGCUAAUGGUUACCUCAGUUGAUGCAGUGAAUCCAGCGCUACCGCAACGCAGAGGGAAUUUGGAAAAAUAACCUCUGUAUAUAAGGUUAUCGACAAAAAUCGUCGGCGAAAAGGAACGUCAGCUUCGUUUAAUAAAGAAACGCAGCUGAAAAAAACGGAAAGGACUCGAACCACUAACAUUUGGCUAAACUGGCAGCGGAUGUCCUAGAGAACGGAUGCGUGAGGACAUGUCCACCAUGGUGUGCAUGAAGGAGGAGGACGACUCUGGUGAGAAGCUAUCCCAGGAUGAGAUAAUUUCCAGGACCAAGCAGGUGGUCCAGGGGCUGGAGGCUUUAAAGCAGGAGCACCACUCUAUCUUGGAGGGCCUGUUAAGCACACUGCGCUGCCUGAAACAGGAUGAGGAAGGUGUCGUGGUUGAGGAGAAAUCCCACAUGAUCCGCAAGUCCCUGGAGAUGCUGGACCUGGGGUUGAGUGAGGCACAGGUAAUGAUGGCGCUGUCAAGCCACCUGAGCGCUGUGGAGUCAGAGAAGCAGAAGCUGCGGGCUCAGGUACGCCGGCUCUGUCAGGAGAACCAGUGGUUAAGGGACGAGCUGGCUGGUACGCAGCAGAAACUGCAGAAGAGUGAACAGAGUGUGGCCCAGCUGGAGGAAGAGAAAAAGCAUCUAGAAUUCAUGAACCAGUUAAAGAAAUAUGAUGAGGACCUGUCCCCAUCCGAGGAGAAGGACUCUGACUCCAAUAAAGAGACUCUGCAUGAUCUCUUCCCUGAUGAUCAUGAUGACCAAGCUCCAGGCAUCUCUACAUCUCCAGCCCAGCAUCCUCACAGCAGUGCAGCAGCUGCAGCCGCCCAGCAGGGAGGAUAUGAGAUUCCAGCCCGUCUGAGGACCCUCCAUAAUCUGGUGAUCCAGUAUGCCUCUCAGGGCAGGUAUGAGGUGGCUGUGCCUCUCUGCAAACAGGCCCUGGAAGAUCUGGAGAAGACCUCUGGACAUGACCACCCAGAUGUAGCCACCAUGCUCAAUAUCCUUGCUCUUGUUUAUAGGGAUCAGAACAAAUAUAAGGAGGCCGCCAACCUGCUCAAUGAUGCUCUUGCCAUCAGAGAGAAGACUCUUGGCAGAGACCAUCCAGCUGUGGCAGCUACCCUCAAUAACCUGGCUGUCCUGUAUGGGAAGAGAGGAAAGUACAAGGAAGCGGAGCCUCUGUGCAAAAGAGCGUUGGAAAUUCGAGAAAAGGUGCUGGGGAAGGACCACCCAGAUGUGGCCAAGCAGCUGAACAACCUGGCCUUGCUCUGUCAGAACCAGGGAAAGUAUGAUGAGGUGGAGUAUUACUACAUGAGAGCUCUAGAGAUCUACCAAACCAAACUGGGACCUGAUGAUCCCAACGUGUCCAAGACCAAGAACAACCUGGCAUCCUGUUACCUGAAGCAAGCAAAGUUCAAGCAGGCUGAGACUUUGUAUAAAGAAAUCCUCACUCGCGCUCAUGAGAGGGAGUUUGGCUCUGUCGAUGAUGAGAACAAACCAAUAUGGAUGCAUGCAGAGGAGAGAGAAGAGCAAAGCAAAGGGAAACCGAAGGAUGGCUCACCAUUUGGAGAAUAUGGAGGCUGGUACAAAGCUUGUAAAGUAGACAGCCCCACAGUGACCACGACCUUGAAGAACCUGGGAGCCCUCUACAGGCGGCAGGGCAAGUUGGAGGCAGCAGAGACUCUGGAGGAAGCUGCCAUGCGUUCCAGAAAGCAGGGUCUAGACAGUGUGCAUAAGCAACGCGUGGUGGAGGUCUUGAGUGAGCCGGAGGCUCGAGAGAAACAGCGAAGCCGUGAAAGUUUGAACUCUGACACGGUGAAGUACGAAAGCAGUCCAGAUGGUGGGGAAGAAGUGAGUAUGUGCGUGGAGUGGAAUGGGGACGGCUCCGGCUCUCUGAAGAGGAGCGGCUCCUUCAGUAAACUACGAGCAUCGAUCCGCCGCAGUAGUGAGAAACUGGUCCGCAAGCUGAAGGGCGGCCCACCACGAGACAGUGAACCCAAAAACCCCGGCAUGAAGCGAGCCAGCUCUCUGGGGGUUCUUAACGUGUCGGACAAGGCUGCCAGUGAACUCUACCAAGAACGAAAUUAUCGUCUGAGAAAAAGCCGCGACCUGAGUGCCAGCCAAACUGACCUGGCACAUUGAAGGUCGUGGUGACGAGCGGAGUCUGAAAGGUCACAGAGGCCACCACAAACGGGACAAGCCUCCGAUCCUUCACCUUGUAAAUAAGUGUUUGUGACUCUUCACGUGUCCCUUGUGUUUCCAUAACAACCUGACCACCACCUCCACGUCACUAUACGGUUUCAAAUUUUUGUUGCACUUUUAAAGGCGCUGUUUGUGCUGUUAGAGGGUUUGUUGUUGUGGACACGUGGUGGAGGACAGAGAAGACAAGUGUGCUGUGGGUUUCUGAUGGUCCUUCCUGCCUGUAUGUGCACGUACUGUAUGUGGUCGUAUGUUGUGGCGUGUUGUGAGAGUGGUUUCCCAUUGACUGUUUUCAUCAUUUGUCUUUUUUGCUGCAGCUUCGGCGAAGCAAAGAGUACAAUAAUAAUCUCAUUGGUUUAUGCAAACCUCAGUAGGCGGAGCUUAAACUGGUGCAGCAUCCACUUGCCUGUAUUCUGACAUUUCAAUCAACACAGAUCUUUAAGGACGAGCUCUCACACAGAUUGCACUGAAGCAGCCUGUUCGGUACCGAAUUGUAUUCACGAAAACAGCGGACUUGCUAAGCGCUGCACGUUUGCAAAUGUCGAAUACAAAGAAAUGUCAUUUGUCACAUUAACUGUUUAAACUGGGAGAGAGCAGAGGCAGCACCUGCUACAGAAACUUUACUGCUACAAGUUACACCCGACACAUUCCGCACCUGUCUUGCAGAGAAAAGAACCUGCUCCCACCCUGAAGGGAAAGGAACGUGGCCAGCAAUCAUUCCUUUCCGUUUAAAGUGACAAACACAGAAAUAAGUUGACCUGAAAAUGGGGUGUUUAUCAUAUGCACCCCCUUUCUGUAACAUUGGUGACUACAAAUCUAAAUCUGUUUUAAAGCCAGAUGGUGUAUAAAGUAAUAAUUUAAAUUAUAAAAUCCACAAGACAAGAAGGUACCAUUAGGGACUGAGAAAGUGUGUAGGAAGCUCGUGCUUUCCUUAUCUGCAAAACCAUGAUAUGCCUACUUGUAUAGCUGAGGAUAUCUGUGCUACUGCAUGCUUUGUGUUUGUUUUGUUGAUUUGGCCAGUAAAGAGUCAUAGAAACAAAAUAUGUAAAUAUGACAACAUUUAAAACCAAGGAUAAUGUAAAAAAAACACCCAAACAAACAAGAAAAAUGCUCAUUUCCAAUGUGUUCCUUAGUAAAAACGAGAUAAUAACCUAAAAUAACAAAUAUAAUAAAUAAAUACUGAAGAUAAACUACAGAAAAGUCACAACUAUCUAAAACGUUUUACAGACUAAUAGAAUAAAAAGGACAAGACCAGGAUGAAAUAGAAUAAAAAUAAAUAAAGCCAAUGAUUCUUGAUGUACAAGUUGGUGAUACAUUACACACAGUCAUCACACGCUCACAAUGCUCAGUCACCAAAGAAUAAAUCAAUGAAAUGCUCAAAAGACCAACAAGUUUUUAAAAAUUUCUUGACUUUUUACUGUGAUCUUGUGUGAACUGCAUUACAUUAGCUGUAAAACAACAAAUAUUGAAGUAAUCAUUUUUUUUUUAAAUCAUUAACUUAUUAGAUUUUGUGAAGCUAUUAAUUUUUAAUUUGUUAGUGCAGCUGCAAAAUUCACAUAGAUGAGAGAUUAGAUUAGAUAGAACUUUAUUGAUCCCUUGAGAAGACUCCCUCAGGGAAAUUGAGGUUCUAGCAGCACACACAACAUCAAAAGUGAAUGUGGGAAAAAAAGAAAGAAAUUGCCACAGUUGAAAAUUGAUGAUAGAGACAAAUGUUUAUUGACAUUUUAAUUUGUCAGUUCUACUUUUUUGGCUCCACCCACUGUGGUUUAACACACCAAUGAGAUCAUUUGUGGUACACCUUUUGAGAAAUGUUUUUACAUGUAAAAGAGGCAUGUAUGAAAAGUACUUGUUUAAUGAUUUUUGUUGACCAGCCUGGAUUUUUGAAGAAAACCACUGCAAAUCAAUAUUUAUUAUGCAGCCUUUUGGUAAGAAAGAUGUUUUUGAACAAAUUAGGAGACAUUUUAGAAUAUUUGAAUCACUUAUGAUAAAUAAUUCUGUAAUUGUGCAACUUUAUGUUCAGUCUUAAAGUUUAACCUGACCAUUUUAACAAAAUAUGAGCUGGGUUUCGGCUCCCCUAAACCAGAGACAUUUUUAUCUUGAUCUAAAACCCAGAACAGUCCAGCGUUGGAAAUGUGCAGUGUUAACCUGUGUUUGGAAUAUUCAUCAGUUUUAGGAUGAUGAUGUGUUUUCCUAAAAAUUUUCUGUACUGUGUUAAUUUUAGUGGUAGCUUUUGACAUAUAAGAUUCUAUGUUUACAGUUGGGUUUUUGUAAAUGUUACUACUUUCUGCUGCUCUGAAGAGUUUCUUAGUAUCUUUCUGUUACAAAAAGCCUUGAUAAUGGUAGCGCUGUAACAAGGCAGGAAGAUGGUGCUGAUGGCGCGUGGAGGCGACUGACACAUUCUCAGGACCAAGGUUUCACACACUGAUUGUGAGCUUCAUAAACACACUUUCACUGUUCAUUCGUGUAAUCAAUGCACUGAUAUACAAACCCAACCCAGUCACUUUAAGGACCUAUAAAUCCAGUCUGAAAAGUACGAACUAUUCCCGAGAAUCAUCAGACUUAAUUUGUGAAUAUUAAAUAUAGAUUGUUUGCACUAUUACCAAAAUAAUCUUACUUGUUAAUACCAGUGUGGGACAGUUAUUUCCAAGGCAGCCUGAUUAACUACAAUGUAUCAAACAAUUUUAUAGGAUGUACUGUAAUUAACAUUUAUAUAUCAAAUGUUGGAAUCACAUUGAUUGAAUGUUUUAUAACGUAACAGAAUUAGUCGUAUUGAACCAAUGUGAUUAUUCCAGAAUGUUCCAAUGUUAAAAGAGGGUGACAACAGCCAAAUCAUUUUACACAUCUACAUCCAGUUUAAGAAAUUUAGCAUUUUCUGUUUGAAUGUAGGCAACAUUAUUGACUUAUGUUCAUGGACUUCAUCCUGAACAGCAGGUUUUGGAUGUAGAGCACUUUAGAUAUAAUUUAACAGAUACCACACAAAAAAGAUAUCCAAAGUUUAAUUUAAAAUUUGAAAUAAAUCUGCUUAUGGCACUUUGUCACAACAACUGAGGGUACAAUGCUCUAAUUCUAAAUUUGUGUUGCAUCGUACAAAUUGCACCACGAUGUAAAUACUGAAGGAUAAAUCGUAAAUAUGCCUUUAUUUAGAGUAUGUCAAAACAUUUGAAGUUUUUCUUUAGUAAACUUGACUUCUCAAAGUAUAAACAUGAUGAUGGACUGAUCGUUGUUCUAAACUUUGUGUCAUUUCUUGUUUUAAAUACUGAAAAGUCCAUUUGUUGACCUGAAAUUAUUCAGAUGAAGUUGAUAAUUCACUUUUUUCACACAAUUCACACAAUGUCCUUUUUUUUUUUAAUUAAAAACAAGUUUUCUUCAACAUAACUUUUUACCUUUAAAAUAUUGUAACUUUGCGCUUGUGUGGCAAAGUCUUACUUAUUCCUGCUUUAAUGAGUCAUGAUGGAUUUGCAUUAGAAACAGACUGGCCAAAACAAAUUUCUCAGUUAACAAAUGCAUUUUAUUUUCUCUUUUUUUGUCGACAGUUGACUUGCAGAAGCUAUGAGAGCACUUUUGUCACGGGUUUGCGAUGAGCUUUUGUUUGAUGCUGGAAAUGAUUUCCUGUGCACGUUACUUGUUACACAGUCUGAUCAGUGCAUGUGGAAAACACAAAGUGUGUGGACCUAAAGAGACACAUAAAGGCUUUCAUUCCAAAAUGCUGUAUAUCCUUAAAAAUGUUACCUGUUUGCAUCGACCAAAUAAAUAUACAGGCGACUUUAACCUAGAAAUGUAAAUAUAAAGUCUGCAUAGGUUUGAAAACUUCCAAAUGAUUAUUGCCUCUGUAUAUUAGCAAAAAUUACUUUUAGUACUUCUUCAAAUAGUUGGAUCUCUCUUUUUGGAAUGAGAUUCUUACUUUGUCUUUAUAAUGGGGAUUUCAUUGAUCAUCUCUGUUUGACACUGCUGAUUAGAGAUGAGAACUUUGAAAUUUUAUUGACUGUUGAUCAGUCUGCUGUUUAACCUGUUGAUGUGCUUUUUUAUUUUCUUUGUCUUUAUUGUCUUACUGUCAAAGCUGCACACAGUAAUGAGGCACAUACUGGACGCAG